UUGUCUGUUUGGCUUAAUAAUAACUUUUGUUUAAAAUGCAGAUGGAAAGCUUGAACACAACGGGGGAGGACGAGACGAGCCUAAAGCAGCACGAAGAUUGACUGGUGGUUGAAUGGACAAAGCCUGAAAAGGAUGAGGAGCAGAUGCGUUGUAGGCUGGGACUCACCCACUGCAAAAGAGUGAAGGAUAUUUGCCAAAUUAAAGCUGGUGAUGCUUUGCAAAUCUAUCCAUACUUGCACGACAUUCAAUGGUUUUUUCACGGCUUCAACCUCCUCAUAAGGAAAGAUGGUGUGAGGGCAAUUGAGGAAGCCUUUGGAAAAAUGCUGUGCCUUAUUGCUGAGGGGACACUGGUGGCCAAAAAGAAGGAUCUGAAGCACGUUCUCCAGAGCCAGCCUUACAACAUGAGUGCAAGGCGUCGAAUGCAUAUCCAGGCCUUAAGGAUAGGCAUGCUCCUGGGGAAACUCCUCAACCAGCCAGACGCUGUGACUCACCUCCUUGUGCCCCGGUCUCCGUUGAAAGUUGCCUGA
Rhipicephalus sanguineus (brown dog tick) is the source of this 527-nucleotide messenger RNA. RefSeq lists its product as uncharacterized. NCBI's taxonomy places the organism in Eukaryota, Metazoa, Arthropoda, Arachnida, Ixodida, Ixodidae. Bases 144 to 527 code for a protein of 127 amino acids. The transcript is spliced from 4 exons. The record is from RefSeq and is a predicted model, not a curated record.